Messenger RNA from Aplysia californica (California sea hare), 6637 nucleotides. RefSeq names its product phospholipase A-2-activating protein. Lineage: Eukaryota; Metazoa; Mollusca; Gastropoda; Aplysiida; Aplysiidae. The transcript has 13 exons. Gene Ontology annotation, cellular component: cytoplasm; nucleus. The coding region runs from base 16 to 2316 and encodes 766 amino acids. The record is from RefSeq and is a predicted model, not a curated record. Gene Ontology annotation, molecular function: ubiquitin binding. Gene Ontology annotation, biological process: ubiquitin recycling; proteasome-mediated ubiquitin-dependent protein catabolic process.
GUUGAAUUUUUCAUCAUGGCGACGCCGUAUAAACUGCGGUGUAAUCUAACCGGUCAUGAAAAAGAUGUUAGGGCUCUUGUUUCUUCCUUGUUUCCUGAACAUGGCUUGAUUUCUGGUUCGAGAGACAACACCAGUUGUAUCUGGGCUGAAAAUGAGGGUAGCAACAGCUUUGUCAAGGAGCUGACGAUGCGUGGCCACUCUAAUUUUGUGUCCAGCUUGUGCGUGAUGCCUCCAGAUGAUUCAUAUCCCCAGGGGCUCAUCAUCACUGGCAGCAAUGAUAAGACCAUUUUGGCAUACAGUCCUGGGGUUCCAGAACCUGUGUUCAAGUUGACUGGCCAUACGGGGAAUGUGUGUGCUUUAGCCUCCGGCAAGUUUGGCUUCUUGCUCAGUGGCUCCUGGGACAUGACAGCCAGAGUGUGGCUCAACCAGAAGUGUGUCAUGGUCCUUGAAGGACACCAGAUGGCAGUAUGGGCUGUUGGCAUCAUAUCAGGUCAGGGUGUAAUGCUCACUGGCUCUGCAGACAAGUCGAUCAAGGCGUGGAAGGCUGGAAAGUGCAUACAGACUUACAAAGGGCAUGAGGACUGUGUCAGGGGUCUUGGGGUAGUCAGUGAGGCCGAGUUUCUCUCCUGCUCCAACGAUGCUACCAUAAGGAGAUGGGCUGUCACUUCAGGAGACUGCUUAGCUGUAUAUUACGGCCAUACUAACUAUGUAUAUAGUCUAUCUAUCCUGCCAAAUGGUCAAGAUUUUGUCACGGGAGCUGAAGACCGAACACUGCGAGUGUGGAAGGAUGGGAAGCUGUCACAGACUAUCUAUCACCCUUCAGAGUCAGUCUGGGCUGUGUGUGCCUUGCCCAAUGGAGACAUUGCCUCUGGGGCUAGUGAUGGAAUCAUUCGAGUCUUCACUCAGGAUCCUAAGAAAUAUGCAAGUGAUGAAGUCAUAGCUGCUCAUGAGGCUUCUCUUGCUUCGGCGCCUGUGGCCUCCCAGCCUCUAGGGGACAUCAAGGUGGAGGACUUGCCAGGGCCAGAGAGUUUGGACCAGCCAGGCAAGAAAGACGGCCAGACAACGAUGAUCAACACAGGUGGGACAGUGGACGUCUACCAGUGGGAUGCGUCCCAGACAAAAUGGGUCAAGAUUGGCAACGUGGUGGGCUCAAGUGGCAGCACGCAGAGCACCUCAGGGAAGACUCUCUACGAGGGAAAGGAGUACGACUAUGUCUUCUCGGUGGACAUCAAGGAGGGCGCUCCGCCCCUCAAGCUGCCGUACAACAUUGCUGAGGACCCCUGGAUGGCAGCGCAGAAGUUCCUGCAUAAGCACGAGCUCUCCCAGCUCUUCCUGGACCAAGUGGCCAACUUCAUCCUGGAGAACACAAAGGGCGUUACUCUGGGCACGGGCUCAGCCUCUGGCUACUCUGAUCCUUUCACAGGAGGAGAUCGGUAUGUGCCGGGCAGAGACGACAUGGACACAUCCGGAGCCACACCAGCCGGGUCUGAUCCUUUCACUGGUGGUGGUAGAUAUGUACCAGGUGAAGAGAGCACUGGAUCUGGUAACACUCACUUCCCCAUCAAGACUUGCCUGUUCUUUGACACUGCCAGUCCCAUUGAACAAAUCUUAGGGAAGCUGAAAGAGUUCAACAAGUCUGUUGAUGACAACUUGCAUGUGCCUGAGGAGUCUCUGGAUGAACUGGGCAGUUUGCUCACUGGACAUCCGCGUGGGGACAGCAUCAAGACAUUAGACCAGCUCAUUACGUGGCCUCAUGAAGUGGUGUUCCCCGCCUUGGACAUUCUACGCAUGGCCAUUAAGGAGCACGAGGUCUGCCGCCUUUUCUGUAGCCGCCCCAGUGUCAUCGACCUUAUGUGCCAGCACGCCUCACAGGGCAACAACAACGCCUGCCGCAUGCUCUCCUUGCGCACCCUGACCAACCUCUUCCGCCACCCUGAGGGUACCGAGCUCAAUAUAAGCCGCAUCGACUCGGUCCUCCAAGUUGCAAUCAACGGAAGGGACAUGACCACCAAGAAAGGGCAGAUCGCUGUGGCCACUCUAAUCCUCAACUUCUGUGUCAAACUGGCAGCUUCAGAUGACCUAGAGAACAAGUCCAAAUGUUUGCAGGCAGCUGGUGAGGUGCUAGGCUCCAAUUUUGACCCGGAGGCUGUAUAUCGCCUUCUGGUCGGGGUUGGAACCCUGGUGGGUCAGGAUGAUGGCUGCAAGGCACUGGCCCAGUCUAUCGACCUGCCUGAGCUGAUUGCAAAACUAAACACGUCAGAAUCCGGCAAGUUGACGGAAUGCUCCAAAUUGGUGUCAAGCUCGUUCAACAGUUGAUCUUUUCCCAUUUUUUCACUUUAGAAGUUUUUGUUUUGAGGUUUAGUCGGAACUAACCACUAUGUGGUAGAUCUCUCUGCUGUAGGUAGUCUUGCAAAAAGUUUCCUUUUCCAGGUUGUUUUUUUUUUAAGUUUACAAAAAUAUAAGCAAUAUUUCUUUGCAAAUUUGUUUUCAAGCCAAUUGGGAAAUAUUUAAUCAAAGAGUAUAGUGGCUCCCUGAUAGUGUUUUUCCAAUGUUAAACUUUAGUCCAGCGUAACCCUUUUGCAUUGCGCCUUACCUGUCAAGGGUUCUCCCUCUGUAAGUAAUGCUGUGUGCUCAAACUUCCCAGAAAAGAUAUUAUUUUAGGGUAAAUUGAAAAGUUAAUAAAAAAAAAAAAAUCAAACAGUUGCUGACAGAUUGAUUUAUACUUUGGUCAAUUAUAGCAUGUCUAUUUGUGACAGUAGACUCUUUGCAAAAAGGUUAGCUUUAUAAGAAACAUGCUCAUGAGUCUAAAACCCCAAAAGGUAAAUCUAUCAACAUAUAAAGCAGUAAAAGACUAUUAAUGCACUGUUUGUCAUUUACGACGAGUGAGAAGCAGAAGAAUGAUAAAGAAAGAAGACCUGUUGUUUGUCCACUGAAUUCUUCAGUCUGGACUUACUAUUUACUUUAGAGCAGCGUUGCCACCUUGCAACGUGCAUGCAGAUACAUAGCAUUGUGCUGAUGACUGCACACAAGAUCCGUGUGGCGUGACGUAAUAGGUGGUGAGAAUGGCCACAAAUGUAGUGUGGGGUGUUGUUGGAAAAGAUUUAUAAAUUGGAGGGAGAUCAAUCGAGGGAGUAGGACUUAGGUUGAAGUUGUAAAUCCUACAGUGAACUAGGCAUGGUGUUUUUUACAAUUCUUUGCUCUUGGGAACAGAAUGUUGCAGAAUUGGUCUAUUUUGAAUUGCGUUCUGUUCUGCAUCUGGUUUCCAGGAAGCGAGUUUUUACAGAAGCGAAAAUUUGUAAUUUUGAUAGUAUAAGUUGAUACGGCUGACAUUUUCCUAUGAUAAAAUACAUUGGGCUUUUGUUGUUUGGAUAUAAUCUCUGGCUACCAGCACGGAUGAUUGUUUUGAAUGUGUGAUUUCUUUUGUUGGUGUGGUCAGAUUUACACUGUAGAGGACCUGAUGAAGGAAAAUGACAUGCUUAAGUGUGUUUUUUCCCCCCUUAGUCUCUUUAUAUCAGUAUGGUUGACUUGUUGAUUUGAUUCUUUGUUGUCUUUUUUUGUUGUUCUGUGUUGAAGGAGUAAAUAGGAGUGUCUGAAGUAUUGAUAAAUUCUUUUUUUUAAAAAGGACUUUUUACACCCAUUUUCAGUAGGAUGUUCCGUUUGUUUGUGUGAGGUCACAUAAUCUUUAUUAAAUUUAUUCAUCUUUUUGUUGAGGGAAUAAAUUGAAAGGACUUCCCCCUUCCCCCUUUCUCCUUUUCAAAAACCAUGUGAGAGACUUUGGCUGUGGUGAAAGAUUAUUUAAAACAGAACUUUUAUUUGUCAUUUUUCUUUUGUUUUCUGUGCAUGACAUUUGUUUUCAAACCUGACAGUCCCUUAGUGUUCGUUUUCCAACAAGUUUGCAUUUCCGCAAUCUGUGUCCAUCCGUCUUUGUCUUAGCACAAAAUGACUGCGCCUUGUCAACAUGCAAUUAGUUCUACCCAAAGCAAUUUAUUUCUCAUUUCUCGCAUUUUCAUCGGCUGUUGUUCUUUUUUGAGUAAUUUCUCAUGAUGAUCACGUUUUUGGAGGCUGGCGUGGUAUGGUGUGGUAUGGAUAGUCAUAGUAUUUUCAAUGUGUUUGCGAGCUUAAAGAAAUGAUUAUCGUCUCCUCAGUGUUUGGUGUGGUGUAAGACUACUCUUUUUGGUUUGUAAUGUUUAUUUAGAAAAGAAAAAAAGCUGGAUGUCAGCAUUGUCUUGUUUCUUUUGUUUUUCUUUCUUUCUUGUUUAUAAUGUGUGUACUCCACCACAGCAAUACUUUGCAGUUUUAUUUCUGUUGGUAUUAUGCUAGGCUAUGGUUUGGAUGACCUUGGUUUGAACCCCUGAUUAGAGCAUUCUUGAGCUUGAAUUGUUUUGUGAGUCUUUAUGGCUCUUCUUCCGCUUUGCGCAGCCCUAUUGGAGAUGAUGGAUGUUUGAGUUAAAGUCGGGAGGUCCUGCCUUUUAAACAACUUUACAAUAUUGAAAGGGGAGUUACGCGCCUUUCGUAUUAUGCAAUACUUUUGCUCUGCCCUAAUGAAUAGUGGAAACAUUGUUAUGAUGUAUUUCUGUUAUUUAGAAAAUUGUGAUUCCGCGCUGUUCGGAAGGGAAUUAUACAAACAAAAAACAAAAAGGGAGUCAGGAUAAAAAAAAAAGACAGAAAAAGAUGUAGCCACACUAAAAUACUUGAUAGAGAGAAUAGCAUCUUUUUUCUCGGUACCUAUAAAAAGUUGUAACAGUUGCUUCCCUCUUUUCCUUCGGGCUCUCUCUUGUGCGAACUUGUGAGUUGAAGAUUGUUACAGUUUAUUUUUAAUUUCUUUCAUAUUGUGCCAUCACAUCGUAUGUUUAUCUCAUGGGUACCUUAAGAAGAGAAUACUAAAGUGGUGAUCUUCAGUUACAUUCACAGGUAUAAAAGCCAUCAGUCACAGUUGAAUGUGUUUACUUUGGAGCCUGAUGUGUGCGCUCAUUGUAUGUUUUUCUCAGGUCAUGUUUGUUUAUGAGAAGGUUUAAAUCUUUUAUAGUGAGUAUGGUCUAAAAUUGACGUAAGGUUUUAUAUUAUAUGUACAAUCAUCAGUCAAGCUUAAAGUCUUGUCCAUAUAAUAUACAGUGGUCUAUGUGUAAAAUGAGCGGUAGUAAAUGAUAUUUAGGUAUGGAGAUCCCAUUUUUUGGGGUAUCCCUUUAAUACAUGUAUGGAAAAAAGAUGGAGAACUGAUGAGGCAUUUCUUUCUUUUUGCUCAUUUUUUCCCCCAAACUCUUUUGUUUUAUCCUGAGCAUAGAUGGCUGUAUACUGCCUUGCCUGUUUUUCAGAUGGAUGAAUUGAGAUGUUCACUGUUGAUUAGUAUUUUGCCAAGUGUUUCUAUUGACUGGAUAUUGCUUCCCUGGUGCUUUCUGUGGUCUUGGUCAGAGAGACAAUACCAUUGCUGCAUGUCAGAGCUUGGGUUUGCGAUCUAGUCUGUGGGCCCAGGUUAAAACAAGCCUCAUUGUCUAUGUAUACCAAAGGGUGUAAUGUAUGUGUGUCCUUCUAUUUGGUAGAAUCAUUGAUGUUUCUGGAGGCUGGUGUGGUUAUGGAAAUUGGUUCAGCUUGGUCUGUUCAGGUCCUUUUAAAAAUUUUUUUUUUAUUCAUCGUGCUUCAAUCAGUGUUUGGCUGGGUGUAUUGCUACUUCGAACACUCCUUGAUGAGUCCUUUUUUAUUUCUCUCUUGUCACUGACAAGUUCCCUUCCUGUGACGGGAUGAAUUGUCUAGAGGUGAAUAUUUAUGCAUUAACUAAGAGGUGCUCUCUAAUGUUUUGUUAACAUCAAGAUACUUUUGCAGUUUUUUUGACGUAUCUAAAGUGACUUUUUUGAUUGAUCAGCAUCCGUGACUUAACAUUCAAAAUUAAUAUGGUUGUGCUGUUGGUACCUCAGGCGGGUUUUGUAACUGUACACUGUCUAUUGAGUUCUCAUAGUCUUACCUCUGGCAACUUAUGGACACUUCUGCCUAUCACAAGUGUUAAGUUCCCCAAGCUACGUAAUCGCCCCUGAUCAUGACCAUGGAGUCUGCCAGCAAUUGAGUGGCUGUGAGUCAUGAGUCUUUUAGAAGGCAUUUACUGUUUCUGUGCUGUCAAUAUUUAGAGAGCACUGUCAACUUUAAAAAAACCAGAUGGAUAGCACAAGGCAUUGACAGGGUCUUGGGCAAAGGACAAAUGUAUGUUAAGUAGUAUGAUUGUUGAUACUUAUGAUCUUGGGACAAAGGAUUGUGAGGUGGCGAUACCCUGUGUGUGCUGUUUAAGGUACUGUAUAUCUGUUGAAUUUAUUUUUUUCUGUGUUUAGGCAUGUUUUUUUUUGGAAGCGGUUAUGUGGCCAUAAUAUGCUGUGUGCAUUUGUAAAAUUACAUGUGUUGAGUCUUUUUUAUUCUAAUUUUCAUAUGUUGGAUGAAUUGUUCUCUGUGUUUGCUGAGCUUCUUCAAAACAGUUUGUGAGCAUUUCCCUCCUCAGGAGGGACACAGAGAGAAUUGUCGUGCUUAAAGAUGUCAAAAGCGAGAGGAAAUGUAUGCUGAAUAUUUUUUUUUCUUUAAGUUGCUGAUUGUGUUACACUUUUCUUGUUCGAGAUCAGUUGACUCGACCACAAAUAAACAUACGAGUACACACACAGUG